This is a messenger RNA of Orcinus orca (killer whale), 2570 nucleotides long. Its product is annotated as interferon-induced GTP-binding protein Mx2-like. Lineage: Eukaryota; Metazoa; Chordata; Mammalia; Artiodactyla; Delphinidae. The record is from RefSeq and is a predicted model, not a curated record. Gene Ontology annotation, molecular function: GTP binding; GTPase activity.
AUGUGUUUCUCUUUCUUAUUCAACCAGAAGAAGAUUGAAGACAUAAAAGCAAAACAAGCGGAAACAGCAGAAAAUCUGACCCGGCUUCAGUUCAGGAUGGAGCAAUUGAUUUAUUGUCAAGAUCAGAUUCACAGCGUGGCUCUGAACAGAGUCUGAGAAGAGAUCUUUAACCCAGUGGGAACGCCUCCACAGAAUCUUCAGUCGAAAUCGCCCCUUUUAAAUGAUCCGCCUUCAUUUUCCUCCACUGUGGAAAUUUGGGUCCACCUGAAUGUGUGUUUCUCGGAAACCGGCAAACGUCUCGCCAACCUGAUCCCAUUCAUAAUUCAGUAUUUUAUGCUCCAAGAGAAUGGUGAUUACUUACAGAAAGCCACGAUGCAGAUACUACAGGAAAAACAGUACUAUUCCUGGCUGCUUCAAGAACAGAGUGACACGACAGCCAAGAGGAGAUUCCUUAGGGAGAAAAGUUACCGGCUGGCUCAGGCACGGCGCGCUCUCUACGAAUUCCCCCAGUUAAAGUGGUAAAUCCCAAAAGAACACCAGUGCUGCUGGGUUUUGCUAUGCGCGUGACUGUAAGGGAGUUGGUACAGGAAGUGGUGUCUCAUUUGGGGCCAGACUUUUCUGUUGCUGUCUGUGUCCAUCUUCACUGUGCUGCACUCAGCACCAGAGUUUAUAUCUGAAGUCCCGCGACCCACAGAGCUGUCACCUCCACCGGGAGGUCUUCCUUGUCCUCUGUAAAGAGGGGGCUCUCCAGCCCUUGGGCCCCAGAGCCCCCAGUUACAGCAUUCUUAAAUACUGCUGGCAUUCUUUGUUAAUUUUUCACCCCUCUGCAUUAGACUAUGAGACCUCAGAAAGGUAAGGUCAGUUCAUAUUCUUUUGUAUUUCCAGAAUCUCGCAUGGUGCCUGGAGCAUAGUAGCCACUUAAUAAAUAUCUCAUUGAACCAAUGAAUGAUGGAGAUUACCUGAGGCUAUGGCUUAAAUCCAGACUUUGGUUGUUUGGAAUGGUGUCCCUUAGCUGGUCACUUUCUGACAAAUUCAGUCAUGCCAUGCCACCUGCUUCCCAUCAUUUGCUGUGAUGGUGUUUCCCAGUCCCCUGGGAGACAAGAGGCUGAGUGAUAUUAUUUUUAAUUUGCAGUGAACUCCAUUGCUGUGUUAAGUCUUAAAGAGAAAUUUAAUAAGGAAAAACAUUUUUUUAAAAAGCAUAGAGCUUCACACCAGUGGUCAUCUCUAGAUUGGAGGAUUAUGGUUAAUUUUAUUUUCUUCUUUGAACUAAGCUAAUGACCUCACAGGAAUUUUAGGAAGGUUAAGUGAAACCAUUUCUACAAACUAUGUGUCCCAAAGCAGGUGUUCAAAAAUGCCAGCAAUUUUUCCCUCCAACAAAGACCACUUUUUUUCUUUACCUCUAGGUCUGUCAAGAAGCCCUCAAUUCUAAAGCUCUUCCAGCCAGUUCUUAUGUUUAGUUCUUUGAUACUUUUUGACAAUUUUUGUAUAUGGUGUUAGGUAAGAGUCCUUUGGCGUAUGCAUAUCCAGUUUGCCCAGCACCAUUUUUUGAAACGACUGCUCUUUCUCUAUUGAUCUUGGCACUCUUGUCAAAAUCAUUUGAGCAUAUAUGCAAGGACUUGUUUCUGGGCUCUGUUCUAUUGCAUUGGUCUAUAUGACUGUCUUUAUGACAUUACCACACUGUUUUGAUAAUUGUAGAUUUGUCGUAAGUUUUGAAAUCAGGAAGUGUGAGUCCUCCAGCUUUGUUCUUUUUUUCUUUUUUUUUUUUUUUUGGCUAUUCAGGGUCUCUUGAAAUUCCAUAUGAAUUUUAGGAUGAGUUUUUCUAUCUUUGCAAAAAAAUGUCAUUGGAAUUUUGAUAGAAAUUGCACUGAAUCCAUAGAUAGCUUUGGGUAGUAUUUGCAUCUUACAGUAUUGUCUUUCAAUCCAUGAACAUAGGAUGUCUUUCCAUUUAUUUGUGUCUACUGUAAUUUCUUUAAGCAAUAUUUUGUAGUUUUCAGUGUACAAGUCUUUCAAUUCCUUAGUUAGUUACCAAGUAUUUUGUUCUUUUUGAUGCUAUUGUAAAUGAAAUUGCUUUCUUAAUUUCCUUUUCAGAUUGUUUAUCAUUAGUUUACAUAAAUGCAACUCAUUUUUAUGUGUUGAUUUUAUAUCUUGCUACUUUGUUGAAUUCAUUACUAGUUAUAAGAGUUUUGUGGACUAUUUAUGGUUUUCUACAUAUAAGGUCAUAUCAUCUGUGAACAGAGAUUAUUUCACUCCUUCAUUUUUGACUUGGAUGCCUUUUAUUUCUGUAUCUUGCCUAACUUCUCUGGCUAGAACUUCCAAUACUAUGUUGAAUAAAAGCGGCAAAAGUGGGAAUCCUUGUCUCACAAAGUUACUCUGAUUUUAAAGAACUUUUGUAAUAUUGAACCUAAAGAUUAUGAGAAGAAAAUUUAAAAGACAAAACACUGGUUUCACUUUAGGUAUCAUACUUUUUUUCUUUUUGGCUUUUCCCCCUCAUUUUAUCAAUUGGGUCACAUGUACAAAUAGUAGCAGAGCUGAAGAAAAGAAUCAAAUUUCUUCGUAUAAUAAACGCUGUU